Messenger RNA from Talaromyces rugulosus, 2265 nucleotides. RefSeq lists its product as uncharacterized. The transcript is spliced from 2 exons. Gene Ontology annotation, molecular function: protein binding. The coding region runs from base 1 to 2265 and encodes 754 amino acids. The record is from RefSeq and is a predicted model, not a curated record. Gene Ontology annotation, cellular component: nucleus; cytoplasm. Lineage: Eukaryota; Fungi; Ascomycota; Eurotiomycetes; Eurotiales; Trichocomaceae.
AUGGAGCCAAUAUCGUCCCUGGCGUCAAUUGUCCAGGUCCUCAGCAACGCAGCGACCGCGGCAAUAAAGGUUGCCCGGUUCAUCAACGACGUCAAACAUGCACCGGAAGCGCACGAUGAGUUGCAAAGCAGACUCAGCUCGAUGCGAAGAAGCCUGGGACACCUCGACACAGCGAUACGCGAUCGAGAGGCUCAUCUCGGCAGUGGCGGGCAUCAACAUCAUUUCAAGCAGGAGGAACAAGACAUACUACAAGAGGCGAUUGAUAUCAAGGGCGACUGCGAGAGAUGUGCGGAACGCUUGGAGGACUUCUCCAAGAACCAAAACGGCUCGUUGAUGCAGAGGAUCAAGGGCCAAAUUGUGCAGGGGAUCAAACGGCCCGAAAUCCAGAGGCUGGAGUCGAGGAUCCAGACCAACGUGGGGACUAUGCAGCUUUUGCUGCUGUUUUUGAAAACGUUUGUUCAUGAAGACCAAUUCGAAAGGGAGGGCCUGCUCCUCAGUAUACGCCAGCAGGCCGGAGAACUCAAAUCGUUGCGGGCCAGCUUUGCUAAUACUUUCAAGAAAUUUGUUUCGCAAAGUGAACAUAUCGAAGAUAUCGAAAAUGUACCAAGACACACGGACUCACCAUUAUCGAUGACUACCGACGAAGAUGAGCGCGACCUGAUGCGCACAACCAACAGAACCCUAGAAACAGCCGACUCUUUGGUAGAUAAGUUGUCUCGCCUCGGAUCCGAGCCAAGUCAGGCUUCCGUGGACAGCGAAUCGCGAUAUGAUGAGGGUAGUAUACCCAUGAUAUUCCAAGUACCUAUACCCCCCACCGCGUCAAAGCCUUCCGGUCAUCUCACAUUAGAGUUGAUGACAUCCUUUCUGGACGAAUGGAUUGGGCAAGCAAAAGAAGAUCUGGCCCAUGGAGACCUCGAUGAGUGUGAAAAGAAUCUAAACAAUGCAAUCAAGUGCGGCUGCGACCGGUUCUACCAGCACGGACAAGUCUUUGAGCAGUGGUUCGAGCUUCAGCUUCUUCUAGCCCAGGUGUACCAAAUGCAAGGGAAAUCAACCGACGCGCAGAACCUGAUACUGGGACUGAUGCAACCUGCGAUGGAGAAUGGGCCCGAAUAUUCGAGAAUCACGUCUGUGCGAAUGGCCCAGCUAUAUUACGCCAGAGCCUGCUUCUGUUUAGAUGGGUAUUACAAAUCUCACGAUAUCACGCUUUCAGACCUGGAGAAUAUUGCCAAGGAGGCGUACACCUUUGUGGACAAACUAAAGAACCAAAACGAGGUCGAAAACCACCCGGGUGACAUACUGUCUCAGCUGCUCACCAACUGUUCACAAAUCUGGAGUCAGGUGGCUGAGAUGCAGGGCGAAAAAGUCAUAACAAAGGUGCUUCGGGAACGGCACCCUCAAUCAAAUGGCUCCCCGGCGUGGCCUCAUUCUUUCCAAACACAACCGGGUAUAGAAAACCAUGGACGUCAACGCUCGUCUAACUUGAGCAACUUGAACAGACAGUACACGUACUCUAGCUCAACACCAAAUCAGACUUUUACGUUGGAAACGCCGUCCGAAACAGCACCAACGGAAAUCUCGAGCGAGCCUACUGAAAGCUCUGGCGCUGCCGUUAGCAGGGGACGUGAUCUAACGCCCAAACUUGCAUUGAUAAGCGACGUCGAAGAGACGAACGCAGCAGGUUUGACGCAUUUACUCAUCGCCGCCAAGACGGGGAACUGGGAGAUGAUGGAAGGCCUCAUAAAAAGGCGCUCUGCAAAUGUAAAUGCCAGAGACCGCGACGGGAUGACCGCUCUACACCAUAUCCUCAGGGGGGUGACCUGCGAUGAAGCAAUUAUAAGACUCUUGCUAUCCCAUGGAAUCGACGCCAACGCGGCGGAUUCAAACGGCGAUACUGCACUGCACUACUCUGUCCAGUUCCAACAUCGCAAGGCCGCGCGGAUUCUCCUCAAGUCUUGCAAGGUAGAUCUCGAGGCAACAAACGAAAAGGGCCAGACGGCCGCCGUUCUCGCCGCGUCGCGUAGCGGGGCGAUGGAUAUCUCCAUGCUGGAGCUGUUUAUUUCCCACGGCGCCAAUCUGGACACGGCCGCCAUUCCUCGUGAAAUGCGGACCGUUGUCGCCUCGCUGAAAGCGCGAGGAGGAGGACCAGGACGGCGGCAGAGCCAGUCGUCCACCGGCCAGCGCAGUGCCGACUCUGUUCGACCGAGUAAUGAGUCUCUGCGGUCUGGUCGGAGUAGCCGGAAAUGGCUAUCUUUUUCUAAGCGUUGA